Molecule: messenger RNA, 2157 nt
Organism: Triticum aestivum (bread wheat)
Lineage: Eukaryota; Viridiplantae; Streptophyta; Magnoliopsida; Poales; Poaceae
Product: phytolongin Phyl1.2-like
Exons: 2
Coding region: 1169-1891 (240 amino acids)
Cellular component (GO): membrane
Source: RefSeq, a predicted model, not a curated record
UUUCUGUGCUUAGGUGUCAUUGCUUGGCUGGUAUAUCCGAUUUGUUUUAUUGACGGUAAAUUGGCAACUGAAGACUCUGCCCAGUACAUCUCCUAGCUUUUCUUUAAUCCUUGUCUAACAGAUAGCCUGGUACAUCUUUUCCUUUCCUGGGAAAUCAAAGAAAUGCAACAUUGCUGGCCGUUUUCAUGGCAUCUGGCUCGUGGAUUAAUGAUCAUAUCCAUGGAUGAUCUGAGUUAUUAUUCUUAAAGCUCCUUGUUGUGCACUCGAAUGAUCAUUGCUCUUACCCAGAUUUCACAGCUCUGGAGCCACAUAUAAUUAUGAAGUCAAGUAACUUCCUGUGUUUGUGGCCCUGCCUAUCACACAAUUGAAUCCCCAUCAGGGACAACUAAGUUUCUGGAAUGUAGGCUUACCCACCAACCCUAUAUUGUUAUUGUAUUAUAUAUACUUGGCUCAAUAGCUUCGUUGUUUUGUGAUUUCUGUGCUAAGUUGUCAUUGCUGGUUUUUGUCUUUUAGCCUAGAAACUUUGCUGUUAGGUGAAGGAUAAAAUAUGUUGCGUGGUGUGUUGACAAGUUCGUUCUUUUUCCUACUAGUGAUGUUCCACCUAUCCUCUUAUGUGUAAUACUACUGACAGGUGACUUGUUCAGAUUGUCACUGUCCGGACCACCUAAAAACGAGCCUCUGCCAAUUUGUGAUACUCAUCCUCCACUUGUUUCGGUUCUGCUAAAUUGCCAUUAUGUUACUCUUGUGAAAGCACGAAAUUUGAGUCGCUUCCGUUUUGACUCACCUAACCCCAAAGUAUCUUAUCAUCGGACGAAAAUUCUACAGCAAAAAUACUUUUCUUCUCAAAUCACAACAUCGGACCCCUUAAAGCCUUCACCAAGGCCGAAAACCACACUUGAAGGCAUGCAUCAUUUUGCUGCAUCAAGAUGGCGCUUCUCAUUGCUUCUCUCCUCAACUGGAACAUUAUAUGAAAACCGAAAUCAUCUCUGCAUAAAGACUGCUACUGCAGCAGCUUUACUCUGCGCCGUUUGUCUCCAGAACUUUUGCAUCUCGCAUCUGUGAUACCAGCACAUGUUGGUUUGAAGCUGCCCCUUGGCAUCGCAAGGUCACAACCUCCAGCCAUACACGUACAUGUAGUUCCACCUUGGCGGAAAUCUUCCGAGUUUGCAUGAGCUCUCGCCGAUCAAACCCGAGAGGCUUCGUCGUCUCAAGACUGGAGGCGAUGAAGGAGGCCACCGCCGGCGUCAGCGAAGGUGACGGCCUGGAGUCCAGCGUCUUCUUCUUUGUGGCCGUGACGUCCAGGGCCAAGAAGGACAGGCUAUCGUACUUCCGGUCCAGCGAGGUUGGCGAGGACGCGGAGGCGUCCCGUGCCCUGGCGGCGCUCUGCCUCGACCACGCGCCGGAGCACCACCGAUGGCACCAUCACACCUACGACGGCAGACGCACGUUCGCGGUCCUUGCAGCCGAUGAUGGCCGCACGUACCUCGCCGUCGCGGAGCCCACGCCGGGCAGCUCCGAGGUCGUCCGCUUCCUGGAGCGCGUCCGUGACACGUGCAACGCCAUGCCCAGGAGGAGGCUGCGCGACGAAGCAGUGUCCGGCCUCGUGCGGCAGUUCGCGCAGACGCUUCAGGCCGGGACGAGCUCCUCCGCGGCUGCAAACUCGAUGGUAUUCCCCGGCGACGGUUCAUGGAGCGAGCAUGCUUCCGACAAGGACGAGGAGGCGCAGCCGGAGGACGGGGCGCCACGCAGGCGGCCAGGACGGCCCUCCUGGAGGCGCACGUGGUGGCGGCGGCACGCCAUGGCCGUGAUCGGUGUGGACGUGGUGCUGUGCCUGGUCCUGUUCGGCGUGUGGAUGGCCGUGUGCCAUGGGUUCAGCUGCGUGCAGCGAUGAAGCACAUCAUCUGAGAUCGUGAUUACGUGCAUGUGCAUACUGCCCACGAAGGCCUUCUCCGUCGUCUUAUUGUACUUCACCAACUAGCUAGCAGCUAGCAACUAGCUAGAUCGAUCUAGGAAAGAAACUAAGCUCCGAGCUUAGCUUGUUGCUGCUGCGACGAUUAAUUUAUUUACGUAGUUGCAUGCUAAGAAACACAUCUCAUGCUUCUGUUCAUCGUCAUGUCCAAAUAACAAUUGGCAGAAGGUUGUUGUGAAUUGUCAGUU